AUGUGGUACGAGAUCUUGCCUAGCUUGGGCCUCAUGUACGUGUGCCUGGUCAUCCCUGGCGUGAGCACCGCCUACAUCCACAGGUACACCAACGGGGGCAAGGAGAAGAGAAUUGCUCGGAACACCUAUCAGUGGUACCUGCUGGAGAGAGACAGGCGUGUGUCUGGAGUAAAUUGCCACUAUGACUCCAAGGGUUUGGAGAACAUUAAGUGA
Podarcis lilfordi (Lilford's wall lizard) is the source of this 213-nucleotide messenger RNA. NCBI's taxonomy places the organism in Eukaryota, Metazoa, Chordata, Lepidosauria, Squamata, Lacertidae. The record is from the annotation of a GenBank genome assembly.